Molecule: messenger RNA, 899 nt
Organism: Protobothrops mucrosquamatus (brown spotted pit viper)
Lineage: Eukaryota; Metazoa; Chordata; Lepidosauria; Squamata; Viperidae
Product: disintegrin and metalloproteinase domain-containing protein 9-like
Exons: 10
Biological process (GO): membrane protein ectodomain proteolysis; transforming growth factor beta receptor signaling pathway; cell-cell adhesion mediated by integrin
Cellular component (GO): plasma membrane
Molecular function (GO): integrin binding; metalloendopeptidase activity
Source: RefSeq, a predicted model, not a curated record
AUGCGGACAGCUGCGGGCGCCCGCGCCUUUCGGCUGCGGCUGCUGCUGCUGCUGCUGCUUUGCCCGGCGCUGAGCAUCCCGGCCGAGCAGCCCGGUUUUCAGCCACUUUCGCAUCUGUCUGCCUACGAAAUUACGGUCCCCAAGAGGAUAGAACGAGAACGGCGAGAAGCCCCAAGGCCCUAUAGUGACGGGUUGUCGUUCAGUCUUGUAAUUGAAAGAAAAUCGUAUAUAAUUCAUCUACAAAGGAACAAAGAUCUGGUGUCCCAAGACUUCACAAUUUACACCUACAAUAAAGGUGGAGAUCUGCAAACAGAAACUCCAAAUCUUCAGAAUCACUGCCACUACCAGGGAUAUGUGGAAGGAAUCUCAGAUUCUACAGUCGCCCUCAGCACCUGCUUCGGGCUCAGGGGGCUGGUGCAGAUCCAGAACACCGCCUACGGCAUUGAGCCCAUCGACUCAACUUCUCGCCACGUUGUUUACCGGAUGGAAAACGUGAAGAAACUGCCCAGGAGCUGCGGCGUCCCUCAUCUCGAUGGAAAGUGGGAAACUGCAGAUGCUCAGCCCCACUCAGACGUUUCUCUAAUGGAGAGAAGGAAAAGAAGCGUUCUUCAACAGACGAGAUACGUGGAGCUUUUCAUCGUUGUAGACAAAGAAAGGUAUUAUUUGCUAGGCCAGAAUAAAACUGCAGUCAGAGAAGAGAUGGUGCAGCUGGCAAACCUCCUGGAUAAUAUGUACCUUGUGCUGAACAUCCGCAUUGUGUUGGUCGGCCUGGAGAUCUGGACCUCUGAGAAUAAGAUCCGGAUCGAAGGAAGCGCCGGAGAUGUCCUUGCCAAAUUCGUGCAGUGGAGAGAGCAGAACCUGGUUCCACGCCGGCGGCACGACAGCGCCCAGCUUGUUCU